UCUUCCGAUGCUUCUUCACGAGUCGCAGCCCACUUUUGUUGUCCUUUUAGAUCUCUCUCUCUCUUUCUUCUUAAUUCAAGAGAUCCUCGUAUUACUCAACACUAAAGUCAAUUCGAUCGCGUGUCUUAAAAAUCAAUAAGCUAGCUUGUGAUUUUGGGUUUGGAACUUGGGAACGAUGUCAAAGUUUCAGAGCAAUUUCAACCAGAAGAUAGAUUAUGUCUUCAAGGUAGUCUUGAUCGGCGACUCUGCUGUUGGUAAAUCUCAGCUCCUCGCUAGGUUUUCAAGAAACGAGUUCAGUAUCGAAUCUAAAGCAACCAUCGGUGUCGAGUUUCAGACAAGAACACUUGAGAUCGAUCAUAAAACUAUCAAAGCUCAGAUAUGGGACACUGCUGGUCAAGAACGGUAUCGAGCAGUGACGAGUGCAUACUAUAGAGGAGCAGUAGGGGCAAUGCUAGUUUACGACAUAACGAAACGACAGUCGUUUGAUCAUGUAGCGAGAUGGUUAGAAGAAUUGAGAGGGCAUGCUGACAAAAACAUUGCGCUUAUGCUUAUAGGAAACAAGACUGAUCUCGGGUCACUUCGAGCUGUAACAACCGAGGAUGCUAAAGAAUUUGCUCAAAGAGAAAACCUGUUUUUCAUGGAGACGUCAGCCUUGGAUUCCAACAAUGUCGAGCCGUCUUUUCUCACGGUUCUGACUGAGAUCUAUCGAAUCGUGAGCAAAAAGAAUCUUGUUGCCAAUGAGGAAGGAGAAUCUGGAGGAGACUCUUCCCUCUUGCAAGGAACUAAAAUUGUUGUUGCUGGAGAAGAGACUGUUACUAAAGGGAAGGGUUGUUGUGGAACAUCAUAGAAUCAUAAGAGCCAGAUUACUCUCAACAAAGGACAUGAACUUACUCGAGAAGGCAAUAUCUUCCAUAUGUGUUGUGAUAAACACAGAGACAACAUUUCGAGUACUCGUCCGAAUGAAUCUUUGCAACCUCGAGGACAUCAAAUACAUCUGAUGAUUUCAUUGAGGCGACGAGGUGGUUUCUGCAGACUUCUUGGAGGUAUGGAAUCUCGUAUUUGUCUGCGCCAUUUUCGUCUCAGGAAUCGAACCGUUGUAUAUCAACUCAAGAAACGUCUCUAGCUCAUCGUGUGUCAUCUCUGAAGAGUGAUUGUGUUGUCCGAUGAAAUCUUGCAAUCAUCUGAAUCCAAUA
Camelina sativa (false flax) is the source of this 1193-nucleotide messenger RNA. Lineage: Eukaryota; Viridiplantae; Streptophyta; Magnoliopsida; Brassicales; Brassicaceae. The record is from RefSeq and is a predicted model, not a curated record.